GGUGUGGAGUUUCUGCUCACUGUCUGGGCAUAGCUUAGGCUGCUGGAGUUCUGUUGCAUAUGCCGGGUGGAGGGUGUAGGCAGCAGGGGUGGUGCUCUGCUCUGUUGGCUGUUGUUUUGGCAGGGAGGGGGUCCCAGUCUCUGGCUGUUUUUAGAAGGUGCGGUGUGGUUCAUCCAUGGUCUGGGUAGGUGCUGCCUUGCUCUGUUGCUUCUAGGAGGGUUGUUGGUGUUGCGGUUUAGAGCAACAUCUUUUAAUUUCUUUGCAAAGAUGGGGACAGAUGCUCUGUAUAGGUGUACAUGGUCAUAGAGGCAUGUGAGGUCCAAGGUGGGAUGAUGUGCCAGUUGCACUUGAGGUUUGAGUGCACAAGUUCUAGAGAGUUUUGCAUUUACUUGUUGAAUUGCGUCUGGGUGGAAGUCUUUCCGUGGUUGCAGUGUCGAGAUGGUGAUUUUGGCAUUUGGGAAGGUGGUUGUAGCUUUUUCGAUUACCCUCUCUAGUGCUGUGGCCACUCUUUCUUGUUGUGCUCUCUCUCUCUUUCUCUCCCUCUCUCUCUCUCUCUCUCUCUCCGCAAACUUGCGUGACGUUAAAGCGCAAUGUAAUAUGACCUGUCACGUUUGUUAUUUACCGUUCAGUUGGAUCCAAAAUUGGUUGACUUCUUCAUCUUUGUUUAUUUUCGAUUAACGAUAUACAAACAAUAUGUGCAGUGGUUAAAGAGCAGCCUAGCCUGUGUGACUUGACUACUUUCAUGUUGUAUUUCCUGUUUUUGGCCAAAGUGUUCUAGUGGGCGUGACCUGCCUGAAACGCCUGGCGUAACCACACCCCCACAAAUCUACCCGACGUUCCAAAUAUGGUAAUAAACGUCACAUCUCCGUCACACGCUUGCAGUAUUCGACCAAUCACUACACACUGGUUAACUGGCCAAUCAUAGCGCACCUUGCUUUUCAGAGCGAAGAGUUUUGAAAAAAUCAGCACGUUUCAGAGAGGCGGGGCAAAGAGGAGAUACAAACAUACACCGUAUGUGGAAAAUAAGGUGUUUUAUUUUACCUUAAAUUGUGUAGACACAUUGCAUUACAUCUAAAACCUAUUUUCUACACUCUAUGGAUAAAAGUUUUACAUAAUACACAACUCGGAAGUUUUCACCAAUAAAAUGUGUAACACUACGUUUUAGGAAAUUAUAGGCCUAUGUAAUAUAAGUCAGAUUUAUUUUUUUGUUCUUUAUUUGUAUUGUACCAAAGCAGCUGAACCCAAAAAAGCAAAAUCCUAAAAAACGGGUAAUCAGUCCGCUAAAAUACCAUCGAUUACUGCACUUUGACUAUAAAAAACAUAAUUUGUUUUUGUGAGAUGUAGUGCAGCGUCAUGAAUUAUCUUAGUCAUUUUGUGAGAUUGAGACUUUCCAUUGACUUUGUCAUUGGGAAGUCUUUAUCAAAAAUCAGCUUGCAGACAUAUCUGCUCUACAAAUGUCUCUCAAACAAGAACCAGGAAAUGUGAUAUUCCUUUCAGAGAAACUGAAGUGUUGUCGACGUGUCACAGUAAUGUGCCUCUUUGUCUGUGUGUGCUUUCGGUAAAAUGGCAGAAGACAGUUUCUCAACAAAGCAGUUCAGCUGUCAAGUGUGUCUGGAUCUACUGAAGGAUCCAGUGACCGUUCCCUGUGGACACAGUUACUGUAUAACUUGUAUUACAGACUGCUGGAAUGAAGAUGAACUGAAAGGAAUCUACAGCUGCCCAGAGUGCAAACAGACCUUCACUCCGAGACCUGCCGUGAAUAGAAACUCCAUGCUGACUAUAGUGGUGGAGAAACUGAAGAAGAAAACACACCAAGCUGAUGUUUCCGCUCAGUGUUACGCUGAUCCUCAGGAUGUGGAGUGUGAUGUCUGUAUUGGCAGAAAAUACAAGGCUGUCAAGUCCUGUUUGAUGUGUCUGAACUCCUUCUGUAAAAAUCACCUUGAACAACAUGAGAAUCUCUUUAAAGGAAAGAGACACAAGCUGAUGGAUGCCACUGAGAGAUUCCACAAGGUGAUCUGCCUUAAACAUAAUAAAGAGCUGGAAAUCUACUGCCGUACUGACCAGCAAUGCAUUUGUUACCUGUGUACGAUGGACAAUCACAAAACCCACGAUACUGUUGCAGCUGUAGCUGAGAGGACAGAAAAACAGGAGACACAGAAAAAGUUCCAGCGGAGAAUCCAACAAAGAGAAAAAGAUGUUCAGGAGUUGAAAGAGAAUCUGAAGUCUCAUAAAGUCUCUGCACAGACGGCACUGGAGGAUUGUGAGAGGAUGUUUACAGAACUAAUCUUAUCCAUUGACAGAUGCCGCUCUGAGGUGAUACAGCUGAUCAGAGAUCAGGAGAAGGCUGCAGUGAGUCGUGCUGAAGGAGUCUUGGAGCAUCUGGAGCUGGAGAUUGAUGAUCUAAAGGGGAGAGAUGCUGAGCUGGAGCUGCUUUUACAGGCGGAUGAUCAUAUUCAUUUUCUUCAGAGUUUCCAGUGUUUCUCUCAUGAACCUUCAGACUCACCAAACAUUACUGUCCGUUCUUUUCACUUGUUUGAUGAUGUGAGAAUGACUGUCGGUCACCUCAAAGAUAAACUGCAGGAUAUCUGUACAGAGGCGAUUGAAGAGAUAUGCAAAAGAGAUUCUAUUUUUACUCGGACAAAUGUGUUUGAAAGUAGAGGGGGAAUACUCAAUAAAGCAAAGGAGAGUAUUGAGGAAAAAGUGUCCUUGCCAAAGCUCCUCCACCUGGAGGUGAAGUCUGGGGAAGAGGACGAGGAGGUCCUGUUUAAAGGGAGGACCAAACUCUACUGGUUUGACCAUGAUCUCAGCCAGUGGAAGGAGCGUGGAGUGGGAGACAUCAAAAUCCUCUUCCACCGAGAAAAGAAGUCCUACCGUGUACUCAUGAGAAGAUAUCUGGUUCUCACAGUGUGUGCCAAUCACAUCAUUACCAAAACCAUUGAGCUGAAACCCAUGAACACCUGCGCCAGUGCACUGGUGUGGACGGCUACUGACUAUGCAGAUGGAGAUGCUAAAGUAGAACAAUUUGCAGCGAAGUUUAGAACUCAAGAUCAGUCCAAAUCCUUCGCACAAACUUUCACAGACUGCCAGAGUCGAAUGUCGCAGGCAGACUUCUCACAGAUGUCCAUAGCUGAGGGACAUUCAAGAGAGACCAACCCUGUGGUGUACUUUAGCAUCGCUGUAGAUGAUGAGCCAUUCGGACGGAUCACAAUGGAGCUUUUCUCUCAUAUUGUUCCAAAAACAUCCGAAAACUUCAGAGCUCUGUGCACUGGAGAAAAGGGCUUUGGAUUCCACAACUCGGUUUUCCACAGGACUGUUCCUGACUUUAUGUGUCAGGGGGGUGAUAUCACCAACCGUGAUGGAACGGGGGGGAAAUCCAUCUAUGGUGUGGAAUUUGAAGAUGAGAACUUUGUCGUGAAGCACACAGGACCAGGGCUGCUGUCCAUGGCCAAUCGUGGAAGAGAUACAAACACCUCUCAGUUCUUCGUUACCCUCAGUAAAGCAGAGCGGUUAGAUUUUAAACAUGUUGCCUUUGGCUUUGUCAAAGAUGGCAUAGAUGUUUUGAAAAAGAUAGGAGACCUGGGAACUAAGACAGGAAAACCUACUAAAAAGAUCAUCAUCAUAGAUUGUGGACAGUUGUGAAGUAGUUUUUGUCUAAAUGCUACUUACCAUCUUUGAGACAUAAGAAUCUAUUUCUUCAUA
Messenger RNA from Triplophysa dalaica, 3699 nucleotides. Its product is annotated as E3 SUMO-protein ligase RanBP2-like. Gene Ontology annotation, molecular function: peptidyl-prolyl cis-trans isomerase activity; zinc ion binding. The transcript is spliced from 8 exons. The coding region runs from base 1564 to 3639 and encodes 691 amino acids. The record is from RefSeq and is a predicted model, not a curated record. Gene Ontology annotation, biological process: intracellular transport; protein peptidyl-prolyl isomerization. Lineage: Eukaryota; Metazoa; Chordata; Actinopteri; Cypriniformes; Nemacheilidae.